CCGCUUGCGUCCGACGCGCAUACAUUCGAAGAAGUAAUUAAAUAAAAUAUAUAUACAUACAUAUAUAUUGGUGCAGUGAAAUAAAACUGUGUUCGGUGUUUAUUUGUGUGGGCGGUAUAGUUUCGUUAAUUUAGUCUUACAUUCAAAGUUUUCAGAGAACAAACAAAAAGACGGCAUUAAAAAAGAAAACAAAAAAAGCAGUGUCUCAUUCAAAAUGAUGACGGUCAGCGAGACUCAGUUCUCUUCGAACAAAAUGUCCAGCAUCCACAAGAUUAACGACAGGGUUGUCCACCGCGACAGCUUCGAUGACGUCCAGAGCUCUUCAUCAGUCAACAGUACUCUGGUCACGAAGCGAGGGUUCAAGCCGUCAGACAUGUUCGACCCACAGAAGAAGGAAUUCCUCACCAAUCUCAGUUAUAAGUUGUUCCCUGUAAGUUGGAAUGACGGAGAAAUAUCCAGGGACGCAAGCUUGGAACCGACAGAUCUCCUUACUGAAGACGUCGAGAACAAAGCCAUUCUGGUGGGGGACAAGACGGUGGACCUGAACAAGAUUUUCACACCAGCGCCUGAUGCUGAAGAGCAUAUCAUCAAGAAAGACCGUAAAUUCGAGAAGACGUUCGCAUCGUCCGCGUUCUAUGUGCCCGGCGUCCAUCCUACAGUCAAGGAGCAGAUGGAUCUGGCGCGAGCCAUUUCCAAGUCCUUGAGUGACUCCAGCAACCACAUGAGCAAGGGCCAGAGCAUGUACGUGAACAGGAAGAAGAGAUCAGUCAAAUGGGUGCACGAGGGAAGAGGCCGGAACACUUCGAACACGUGCUCGACCCCCACCCCGGUGGCCAGCCACGACACGCCGUACCGACCGCCGUCCAGCCUGCGCAACCAGAAGACGUACCCAAAAUCGGCACUAAAGCACUCGAGCCUGCCCAAAAUCGACCCUCCAGUUUUUCCGCCUACAAUAACGGUCCAGAAUGUUGAUCUGCCGGUACCAAUGGCUCCGACGAAGCUGAAUGAUGUGUACGCUUCGCCGAAGAGCCCGCGGCUGCCCCUAGUGUCCGGGCCGAAUUUCAAUGUGGCGCCACGAGGCUGGGGCGACAUGAAAGAUUACUACCGACCGGUUUCGCUAGAUGGCGUUGGCAAGGUGGCCGUCGGAUUCUCUGAUUUUUAAAUGUGAUCAGCGGUUUUAGCGAACCGAUUAAUUUCAAGGGCGGUCUGUAUUUUCGUGAAGCGAUUUGAUAGUUGAUAAGAAACGGGUAAUUUAUUUUUCCCUAAUACAAUGAUUAUUAAAUAUACACUUUUGUUUAUUCAACUCGAUAUUGCUAAAGUACCACCGUCCGCCUAAAGUUAUUUUUGUGACUAUUCCAUUAACUGUGUGGCGGGUAGCCAUCAUACAACGCAAGAUAAUUGACAGAUGCCUGAAUUUCGCUUACGACAUUUUCAAGAUAAAGC
Molecule: messenger RNA, 1443 nt
Organism: Bombyx mandarina (wild silkworm)
Lineage: Eukaryota; Metazoa; Arthropoda; Insecta; Lepidoptera; Bombycidae
Biological process (GO): positive regulation of actin filament bundle assembly
Cellular component (GO): Z disc; nucleus; actin cytoskeleton
Molecular function (GO): actin binding
Source: RefSeq, a predicted model, not a curated record